This is a messenger RNA of Anastrepha obliqua, 6595 nucleotides long. RefSeq lists its product as uncharacterized. Gene Ontology annotation, molecular function: protein binding. The record is from RefSeq and is a predicted model, not a curated record. Bases 1 to 6321 code for a protein of 2106 amino acids. The transcript has 5 exons. Lineage: Eukaryota; Metazoa; Arthropoda; Insecta; Diptera; Tephritidae.
AUGAGUGCAACAACAGCAACAAUACCAAGUAGAUAUGCUGAAGUAAUAACAACAACAACUAAUGACUCAGUGGAAUUGGCAGCAAAGCAGUCGACGCCAUGGACAUCGAAAUGGACAACGCUGUGGUCGCCGAUCCUUUCGACGAAAAUCGGCACAGCUACGACACUAACAGCAACAGCAACAGCAGCAAUGUCUACAACGAUGAAUUUACAAUCAAAGCAACGCCUUGACAGCAGCGGCAGCAUUUGCCGACAGCAACGUCAUGAGGACCAUAACAAAAAUAAAAGCAACCCUUUUGUGCAACGAACUUCAAGUCGAAAUCAAAGGCAAACACAAAUGUCAUGGCAACGACAUCUCCAACUACAUCAACUACAGCAACAACAGCAACAGUUCAACCAACCACGUGCUAUCUACAUGCCUCCACAACAUCAUUGCCAGCACUAUCUAUGGCAACAACUACAACAUUGUACAUCAAAAGACGCUGCAUCCUGGUCCGCCCGCUUCCGUGCUAUGCUAAAGCAACAACAACAACAACAGCAACGGCAAUGGAUGCGCUUUUGCCUUGUGCUCGUCAUUUGCCUGUCACUGCCCUCUGCAACGAAUACAAAACCUCAGACCUCAGCAACAUCAGCAUCAGCAGCAGCAACAACUGCAACUGCAAACAUCAUCAUAGAAACAACAAAAACAUCAACAGAUGCAUUAGCAACACCAACAACGUCAAAGUCAACACCCUCAACCGACUUAACGAUGAAGCCGCCAGCAAUGCGAUGUGAUGACAACAUCGCAACCAGCAAUGCCAGCAAAUUCACCCACGCCACCAACAUCGCGAUCGAAAACGUCAUCAUUCCUUCAACCACGGCUAGCAUAAAUUCAAAAACGCCAUCAAAUGCCGCAAUAGGGACGACUGUGAGUGCGGCAGAGAACGCGUCGGGUGCGUUGACAGUGUCAACAACAUUGCCAACGGCAUUACGAACACUCACAUCCGCAUUGCUGUCAUCGUCAGAAACAACACAGUCAUUCACAGCUACAACAACAACGUUGGCGAAUGCAACGGAAACUAAGAGGAGCAGUUGGGGCACGAGAAGUGUAGAAUCGGUGAGUUAUGCGCACUUGGUAAAUGAAUUGCUGCACGAAGUAGCAACAACGACAACAACACCGACAUCGACAGGUCAGAAUCACUACAGCAACAACGAGAUUCUCAAUAGUGCGCUCAGUGGGAGCAACAACACUUUGUUUAGCAAACGUCAACGCAAUAAAGAGAGCAAAGUCGCCAACAACAACAACAACUACAAUAGAAGCCAAAACUUUAUUAGUGCGCGACGUUACCGCGUCAUCCGCUCGCUCAGUAAUGGCAGCGUCGGUAGUGGUGAUGCAGGCGACAAUGGCAGCGUCGGAAGUAGUUUUGGUGGCUUCAGCAAAGGCGGUGGCAGUGGCCUAAGUACGAGCGUCAAUGGUGGUGCUGCUGGCCUACUGAAUUCGAAUGAUGGCGAAAACAAUAGUCAUAAUAGCAUUGAAUGUCCCAGUUUCGAUGAGAAUUCGGCGUGCCCCUGCUACAAAUUCGAAGAUGGCUUAUUCCUCGAGUGUCCCGGCACGACAGCCAUGUCGUUGCGCAGCACAUUGGAACGCAUCUCAUCACCAAUACAUUCAUUAUCCAUUUAUGACUUCGAUCGUUCGGUCACGUCUCUCUCGCAGGACGUCUUUCAACCAGGUGUCAAUAUAAGGCAUUUGCAAUUUUCACACUCACACCUAGAGACGCUAAAGGAUAACAGUUUGCGGCAUGUACGUGCAUCGUUGGAGUCGUUGAGCAUUGUUAAUGGAAAAUUAACACAGAUUCCAUCGCGUGCGCUCAACACCAUGCAAAAAUUGAGUGCACUCGAUUUCGACUACAAUGAAAUUGUACGCAUCGAAGAUUACAGCUUUUAUGGCUUGCGCUUAUCGAAACUGAACAUGAAAGGCAAUCAGCUGCAAACGAUACCCGAGCAUGCGUUUGCUGGCCUCGAGGAAUCCAUACAGGAGAUCGAUUUGUCAGAGAAUGCACUGCGUACUUUUCCGCUGCUGGCGUUGCGAAAGCUCGAUUACUUGCGCACACUGCGCCUAUCCAAUAACAAAAUAUCCACAUUUUACGGUGACAUAACGCUAGCGACAAACAACGCUUCAGCAGCGGCGACAGUGCUGCGUCUGCCUUCGUUGGUCUUCUUGGACUUGAGCUCGAAUCAAUUCACGGAAAUCGUAAACGAUUGCUUUAGCGCUUUUCCCCAAUUGAAGACACUUUCUUUGUAUGCCAAUCAAAUUGCGCUCGUACAGUCGGAUGCGUUCAAAAGCUUAAAGGAAUUGAUGUCACUCGAUAUGUCGCACAAUCGCAUCAUUUCGUUGGAUGCUAAGAUUUUCGAUAAGAACAAACGCUUGCAGACAGUGGAUUUGAGUCACAAUCACGUGCACUCAAUCAGUGGCGUGUUCUCCAAUUUGCCACAGUUGCGCGAAGUCUUCCUUUCGGAAAACAAUAUACUCGAGCUGCCCGCGGAUGCGUUUACAAAUUCGUCCAAUGUGGACGUCAUCUACUUGGAAUCGAAUGCGAUAGCGCACAUCGAUCCGAAUGUGUUUAGUACGCUGGUGAAUCUGGAUCAUUUGUAUUUGCGUUCUAAUUUCAUACCAUUAGUGCCUGUAACGCUUUUUGACAAGUGUCAGAAACUCACCUCUCUAUCGCUGGACAACAACGAAAUACAAGAUCUCGAAAUCGGCAUGUUUCGUAAACUGGAAUUCUUGCGUGAAGUGCGGCUGCAUAAUAAUCGCAUACGGCGCAUACGUAAAGGAGUUUUCGAGCCGUUACCGGCGUUACAGGAACUGCACGUGCAGAAGAACAAUAUUGAGGACAUCGAGCCGGGUGCCUUUCAGAGUCUUGCCAAUUUGCAGCACAUUAACUUACAGGACAACCAAUUGACUGUGCUGGAGGAUAUUUUUCCAAAUGACAAGGCAAAUUCGUCGCUACUCUCCAUACAACUCGAGGCAAACUAUUUGCACAAAAUCCACGCGAAAACGUUUCGCAAGCAAGAACGUAUACAAAUUAUGUGGUUGCGGGACAACCAGCUCACCAGAGUGGACAAAUCCAUGUUUCUGGAUCUGCAGCUGCUGGGACGUUUGUACCUCAGCAACAAUCAGAUACGCGACAUUGAUAAGGAAACAUUCAGCACGCUGAAACACUUGAAAUUUUUGGAUCUAAGCGGCAAUCGGCUGAAACAUGUGCGACGUGAAUAUUUUGCGCCACUGGUGAGUUUGGAAGAGCUCAGUCUCUCGCAGAACUGUAUUGAAGCGCUUGAAAGCUAUUCCUUCAAUAAAUUGAAGAAUUUGCGGGUGCUCGAUCUUUCACACAAUCCAUUGGUGCAGCUGACGAAGGAUAUUUUUAUGGAUGAGCUGCCGUUGACGUAUCUGAAUCUGCGCAACACAUCGCUGCGAAAAAUUGAGCUGCACACCUUCAAGUCACUGCAAAAUCUGAAUGAACUUAAUUUCGAGGACAAUCAGUUAAACCCGGCAGACAUACAAAAGUUGGAAGUACCCAGUCUGCGUAGUCUCUUUCUGUCAGACAACGACUUCAGUCAAGCCCGCGUGGGCGGCAUAAUGGCUGACAUGUUUGAUAAGAUGCGUUCAUUGCAGUUGCUUACGCUGGCUAACUGCAGUCUCGAAAGUAUACCUGAUCAAAUAUUUACUAAGAAUACGAAUCUGGUUAAGCUGGAUCUUUCCGAUAAUAGGCUGACGGUGAUGAACCGUAACAUCUUUAGUGGACUCAAUGUAUUUAAAGAAUUGAAGCUGUGCCACAAUCAGCUGUCCGAGUUCCCGCACAUUGCGCUUUACAAUUUGAGCACGCUAGAGACAUUAGACUUGUCGCGCAACCAGCUAAGCUCCAUUGACUUCUUCAAGCUAAGUGGCACUUUGAAUUUGCGUCAACUCAAUUUACACGAGAACAAAAUCACCUCAUUGAGCGGCUUUAAUGCGGUGAAUCUUACACAACUGGACAAUAUUGACCUUAGCGGGAAUCUGUUGCUAUCCUUGCCCGCGAAUUUUCUUAGACAUUCAAUCAACUUACAACGCGUUGACUUGUCCAGCAAUCGCUUCUUGCAGCUUCCCAGCUCCGCGCUAUCAGACAUCUCCAUUCCACGUCUUUCUUGGCUCAACCUCACAGGCAAUCCAAUAAAUAAAAUUUACACAGUAAAAGAGGAACGUUAUCCGUACCUGAAGGAGUUGUACAUCUGUCAAACGAAUUUAUCGAUACUCACUUCAAAGGACUUUGAAGCUUUUCAGGCGCUCCAGCACCUACAUUUGGUCAAUAAUCGCAUCACUCGCAUCUCACCCGGCGCCUUUAAGUCACUUAAGAAUCUGCUGACGUUGGAUCUCAGCGUAAACGAGUUGGAAUUGCUGCCGAAGGAACGGCUGCAGGGUUUGAAAUUGCUACGCUUUUUGAAUAUUUCACAUAAUACGCUUAAGGAUUUGGAGGAGUUCAGUAGUGAUUUGGCGCAAUUGCAGACAUUCGAUUUGUCGUUCAAUCAAUUGGAUCGUAUUUCGAAGAAAACUUUCCGGAACUUGCAUGGGCUAGUGGAGCUCUAUUUGAUGGGUAAUCGCAUGACCGUUUUGUCGAAUGAUGCCUUUCGCUACUUGAGGAAGUUGCAUGUGCUUGAUCUGCGGAAGAACUACUUUGAGCUGGUGCCGAUUGAAGCACUCAAGCCGUUGGAGACUAACAUUAAAACGCUGAAGUUGGAAGAAAAUCCACUGCAUUGCAGUUGUGAUGCGCAAAAACUUUGGGAAUGGCUGCGUGAUCAUCGAAAAUGGUCGCAAGCUGGUGGUGAAAAUAUUAAUUACUUGAGGUGCGAACAUCCAGCUGAAUUGCGCGGCAAAGUGUUUGCGAAAAUGGAGCCACAACAAUUCUGCGAUGCGCCGUUGAUACCGAAAAUUGCGAUACAGGACAUUCAACCAUAUUCGGUGGUCGUUUCGUGGUUGAGUCGUGAACAUUUGGGUUUAAGUGGUUAUGAAAUUGUAUACUAUGCGACCACCGAUGGCGUGGAUUAUGAUGAGAUGCGUGGCAAGCGGCUCAAUGGCUCCGCCAACUCGGCCAAAUUAACGAAGCUGAACGCCAAUACACGUUACCACAUUUGCGUUAUUGGCACCGGUAAUUGGUUGUCCGAGCCUGUGGCAAAUGCCCUGCAGCGAAUACACUUUAACGACUCAUUUCUAAUGUUAGGCGAUGAGGCAGCCUCAAGUGGAGGCAGCAAUGGCAACAAUUUCAUUGCCGGCAAUCAGCAGCAACACUACUACAACGAGCAAAGGCAACAGCAGCAACAACAACAAAAGGAAUAUUACGAGCAAUAUUUUCAAACGUAUCAACAACACCAAGACCACCAGCAAUUAUUCACGCAAGCCGAACCGCAACAACAACAAGCGCUAAUCGAGAACACAGUCGCUACGGACAAUGCACUGCGGGAUGUGCUGAAAAAUUCUCACAUUACCACUUGUACAGACGUGCAAACACUUGACUCCACCCCAAGUCUAGCCACCGACGAGAAUGGCCUAUCGAGCAAUGGCUUCAUCCACUCCAUACUGACACGGCGCCUGGGUCUAAUUGUGGGCUGCUGCCUGGGCAUCAUUGUGUUCAUUGUCAUGAUUUCGGUGUUGAGUUAUGUGAAAUUGAAGAAGCAGCGCAUCGAGAAUGCCAAAAGACAGGCCUCCAUGCCGCCUGAAUACAUCUCAUAUCGACAUUUUUCCAUACCCAAUGAAGAGCUGGUGCGCGCAUCAGUGGCCGGAGGCGCCACCACAACAAUUUCGAGUGUCCCAAGCGGCAUAAGCGCGCACAUCAGUGGCACCAGCCUCAGCACCACGGCGACAGCCACAACAGCAACUACGCCACUUGGUGGCAAUGGAAACGAGGCUAAGGGUGGAGGCACAGCCGCGGUGACAUCCGCCACCAAUACGCUGAGGAAGAAUGAAGUCAACGCCAAUUUAAACGCCAGUGGAGUGAGUACGGGUAUUGGUGUGGGGAUUGUCGCUGCCGAAGGCAAUGGCUUGGUGAAUUUGACCUCACCAACCACAAAAGCAACGUGCAAUGAUGUCGUCGGCGGCACAACAACAGCGAUGACCGUAGCGACAGCAAUGGAAUCAACAUCGACAGCGAACAACCACAAUCACCAUGCGCAACAUCAUCAACGUCAGCAACUGCGGCUACAGCAAACACGCCAGCAGCAUCAGGGCAAUCACCAUCAUCAUAUUGGUGGCAACGGUGGUGUGGGCUACAUGUCGUCUGGCGUUGUUUUGGGCGCGAACCACUUGAAUGCCUGUUAGUUGCGAUACCACGGCUCACUGCAAUCGUUUUUGCGCAACUUUCUGUAGGCCAUAAAAUUAUUUUUAAGAUCUACUCGUAUACAAUCGUACAUACAUACACACGUAGCUAUAGGAGCAGAAACCUUAGGCUAAUACAUAUAAUAAGCAUAAUUGUAAAUACGGUAGCGUAGAGGGAAUUUGUUAAUGAAGAGAAAGCCAUGCAAGUGGCGAGCCAUCAAAGACGAUAAAAAGUUAAAAACUUAAGAAGCAGUCAGCUGAUGCGGUGCAUUGGAGU